Acytostelium subglobosum LB1 is the source of this 1521-nucleotide messenger RNA. RefSeq lists its product as hypothetical. Gene Ontology annotation, cellular component: U4/U6 x U5 tri-snRNP complex. The transcript is spliced from 2 exons. Gene Ontology annotation, biological process: mRNA splicing, via spliceosome. Gene Ontology annotation, molecular function: U6 snRNA binding; U4 snRNA binding; protein binding. The coding region runs from base 1 to 1521 and encodes 506 amino acids. The record is from RefSeq and is a predicted model, not a curated record. Lineage: Eukaryota; Evosea; Eumycetozoa; Acytosteliales; Acytosteliaceae.
AUGGAUGGAGGUGAUAAGAAGAAGAUAUUCUAUGGCAGUAUACAAGCUAACAAGAUAACAACAAACAAUAGUACAACAAAGAGAGAUCAACCUGAACAACCUCAACCAACAUUCCUACCAUUCUCAAAGCUUGCACAGGAAUCACAACAGAGACAACAAUCACAACAUGAUGAAUAUGAGAGGAAGAAGAAGGCAAAGCAGAUAGUGGUGCCGACUAAUGAUGGUUCGGUUAGAUUGAAGUUACGUGAAUUAGGCGAACCGAUUACAUUGUUUGGUGAGAAGCCAGAGGAUAGACGCGCAAGACUCAGACAGCUAUGUAUCGAUAGGAAUAUAAUAGAUGCCACGCCAGAGGCUGAGAAACAGAGACAGGAGCAGCAACAGGAUGAAGCAGAUCAGCAAGAGGCGUUCUUGACAGAGGGCACCGACGAGCUGAAGAAUGCACGCGAGGCAAUCGCCAUCUACUCGAUGGGUCGCGCCAAGCUGCGAUUGUCCGCGCUGAAACAGCAACACGAACAGGACGACAUCAUUGUGAAGGCAAACAGCGAGCAGCUCAACCCUGACCUGCUGCAAAAGACACCGAGCGAGCAGUUGCUGGAGCAAGUGGAGACCGAUCUGCGAAGCUUCGUUCUGGCGAUCAGUGAGAUUGGAGACGAUCGACAGCUGUCGUCCGUGGCAUUCUCGCCCGAUGCCAAGCUUGUUGCGACGGCCUCGUGGAGCGGACUGGCCAAGCUAUGGGAUGCUGACACAGCACAGGUUCAACAAACAUUCACCGGACACUCAGAGCGCGUUGUAGGACUGGCCUACUACCCGCUGUCCGAUCAAUCGGCCACCGGUGUGACGCUGGCCACGGCCUCUGCGGACGGCACUGCCGCACUCUGGAGUUCUCAGUCUCCCUCGCCCAUCGCCAAGCUGGAGGGUCACGCAGGCUCGGUGAACCGUGUGGCCUUUCACCCAAUGGGCCGCCACCUAUUGUCAACCGGCAUCGACAGAUCAUGGCGACUAUGGGACAUCGAGUCCAAUCAAUGUCUGCUGGAUCAAGAGGGCCACAGCGAGCCUGUGAUGGGCAUUGCCGUGCAGUGUGACGGAGCACUCGUAGCCACAGGCGCACAGGAUGCACUGGUACGCGUCUGGGACCUGAGGAGCGGGCGACCUAUUCACUACUUCCGCGGACAUGCCAAGCAGGUCAUCUCAGUGGACUGGUCGCCCAACGGCUACCAGCUGGCCAGUGGCUCAGAGGACAAUACAGUGAUCGUUUGGGAUCUGAGGAAGAAGGAACAGACCUAUCAGAUACUGGCACAUUCAUCAAUCGUCUCGUGCGUCCGAUAUGAUAAGAGUCGCGCGGGAUUCCUGGCCACAUGCUCAUUCGACAACACAGUGCGACUUUGGUCGCCCAAUCAAUGGAAGCCGAUCACAGUGUUUGAAGGACAUUCUUCCAAGGUGACCAGCGUCGAUAUAUCAAAUGAUCACAGUAAGAUAGUGUCUACAUCAUUCGACAAGACAUGGAAGAUAUGGUCUAAAUAA